Passer domesticus (house sparrow) is the source of this 1589-nucleotide messenger RNA. RefSeq names its product melanocortin 2 receptor accessory protein (gene MRAP). Gene Ontology annotation, cellular component: endoplasmic reticulum; plasma membrane. Gene Ontology annotation, biological process: protein localization to plasma membrane; regulation of adenylate cyclase-activating G protein-coupled receptor signaling pathway. The transcript has 3 exons. Gene Ontology annotation, molecular function: signaling receptor regulator activity; type 5 melanocortin receptor binding; corticotropin hormone receptor binding. The record is from RefSeq and is a predicted model, not a curated record. NCBI's taxonomy places the organism in Eukaryota, Metazoa, Chordata, Aves, Passeriformes, Passeridae.
CCUCCGUCUCCUGCAGGCUGAAGAGGCCGAGUGCCCUCAGCCACUCCUGGUGUGGCCCCUGCAGACCCCAGCCCUUUCCAUCCAGACACAUUCGGGAAUGUUUUCCAGCCCGGCUGCUCAGGAACAGUGCACUGCUGUGAGAGAAGGGUUUGUGAUCCAGCUGGCACUUGUCCAUCCUGUCCCUGGGUUACAGGGCACCCAUCUCAGUUUAAAACAUCCUGGGGAAUAACAUGAGUCUCCAGCAGGAAGCAAGGAUUGCAUUUUCAGGGCUGCUCUUACAUCUCUGCCAUAGAUUAACGCUCGUUGCCACUAGAUGUUUUCAGUCCCAAGGCAGUCCUUGAGCUGCGGGACCCCAGAGCGAUUGGCACAGGCACCAGUUGUGCAAUUCUCUUUCUGAGGGCGCUGAAGUACAAUGAGGCAAAGUAGUGGGUCGGAGUUCUGAGCUGGUUUAUCAGGCACCACUGACAUGGCUAACGCAACAAACUCCUCUGACUAUUUCUGGUCUUAUGAAUACUACUGGGAUUACAUAGAUCCAAUUCCAGUAGAUGGAAGCAAGUUGAAGGUUAAUAAAUACUCCAUCGUCAUCGCCUUCUGGGUGGGCCUCGCUGCCUUCGUGACCUUUCUUUUCCUUGUUCUGCUGUGUAUGUCCUGCUCUGGAUCCACGCCAGCAAAGAAUUCAGCACAGGCUUGGGUGAGCAGCAGUCUCUGCCAGUUAGUGGAAUUCCUCUGCAAUUUACGGUUCUAAUUCGUUACUUUUCUCACCUAUCAGUACUUGGGUGUGUCUACCAGCAGACCCACAGUUUGUUUGUAAAGACACCUCCUUCUCAUUCCUUCCAGCACGACCACGAACGGGAGCGCGGGGUCGAGCAGGAGCUCAUUAGGCUGUGACUGCAGGCGCGCUAAUUAAUGGCCAUGAGAGCACCCAGGGCAGAUCCUGGUGCAAGGACGGAGCUUGCCAGCGGAAUGUGUUGGAAUCCCUCUGCGAUCCCAGCCGUUUGAAGUUUGGGAAUGCUGCGGGACAUGCUCAAGGCGUCAGUAAUGUUUUUUCAAAGAAACCCACCACGGAGUGGUGGAAGAAAACAAUAAACAAUAUUGCCUAUUUACUGUCAGUGUCUUUGCCUUUUGUGACGUUGGCCGGCUCCACGGGGGUAAAUUAACUUCAGGAGGAGCUUCUGCUGCUGUUCUUGCUCGUGUGUUGGAAUACAGCAGGGUCCUUGUCACUUUACACAUCAGGAAAUACAAAUUCAGCAGAAUUUCAGUUCGGCUGAGCUCGGCUGCGCCUGUACAGGUUCGGCUGAGCUCGCUCGGUUCGUGUGAACUGGGAUCGGUAAGAUUGGAUGCGCCUCGGUUCGCCAUACUUCGGCUAGAUUCGGCAAAGUCGCUUCGGCUCGGCGAAACUCGGAGCCGCUCGCUCCGUUCCCCUCAGCUCGGCUCGGCUCGGCUCCCUGAGGGCGGCGCGGGCCGGGCCGAGGCGCUGUCGGGAAAGCGGCGCCGGUUCACGUUAAACACGCAGAGCUCGGUGCUGCCCGGCUGCCGUGUCCCGCGGGCGGCCCGGGGUGGGCAGGAGCUCAUUAGGCAGUGACUGCACU